Messenger RNA from Diatraea saccharalis (sugarcane borer), 658 nucleotides. Lineage: Eukaryota; Metazoa; Arthropoda; Insecta; Lepidoptera; Crambidae. The record is from the annotation of a GenBank genome assembly.
AUCAGUCACCUGCUCUGAUUAACUAGUGCAAAAUGUUCACUAAAGUUUUCGCUAUUAGCGCCGUACUGGCCGCGGCCAACGCUGGCCUGCUUCAUCACGGAGCGGUGUCCUCCCAAAGCAUAGUGCGUCACGACUCUCCUGCUCACUAUGCCCCGGUUCACUAUGCCGCCCCCGUUGUCCACGCUGCCCCCAUUGUCCACGCUGCCCCCUUGGUCCACGCCGCUCCCAUCGUCCAUGCUGCUCCCAUCGCUCUUGGCCACGGACACGAAUACUCUCACCCCAAAUACGAUUACUCAUACUCCGUGGCUGACCCCCACACCGGUGACCACAAAUCCCAACACGAGAGCCGCGACGGUGGCGCCGUACAUGGCAGCUACUCCUUGGUUGAGCCCGACGGUUCCGUGCGCAAAGUAGAAUACACCGCCGAUGACCACCAUGGUUUCAACGCCGUCGUCCACAAGACCGCCGGUCACCACCCCGCCCCCGUGGUCCACGCUCCCGUCGUCCACGCCGCACCCCUGCUCCUCUCUCAUGGACAUCAUCAUGGCCUCUACUAGACUAACAUAGCGUGCCUGAAAGAUGACUGAUGAAUGUGAUAUUUAUGUGUGUAUAUAAUGUGUUUAAUAGCCUACUGUAAAUAAAUCAGCUGCUGAAUUAU